GGGCGCCCCCUGCUGGCCGUCGCCCCGCGCGCCCCCCAAGGAGACGACCGCAUCCCCCGGGCCUUCCAAAGUUUCCACGUCCAGCUGGGUGUCAACUACAUGAAAUCGGCCAACCUGCCCAUCGGCCGGCCCGUGUUGCUCACCAGUGGGGAAGGGAGGCAGGAGGUGUUUGUGGCCUGGCCAGUGGCAGGCUUCCCCGCGGGGAAGAUCGGACUGAACGAGGCCCAGCGGGAGAACCUGCGGGUCAAGACAGAAGACCGGAUCAGCGUGCGGCCGAUCACGGGGCCCGUCCUCCCAGCGGACGAGGUCCGGGUGGAGCUCAGGGACCACGAUGAGGAAGUGAACACGGAGGAGCUGACGAGCUGUCUUCUGAGGAAACUAGAUGGCAAGGUGGUAUCUCCCGCCUGGCCCCUGCGCCUGGCUUUCUACGGGCGGACGUGCGUCCUGACGGUCACGCGGGUCACGGGGGCCGACGGGGCCGUGCUGGACGGGCCGGACCCUCCCGCCGCCGACUCGCUGGACCUGUCUCUGUCCCUGGGUCGGCUGGAUCUGAGUGACCUCGAGGGGGUCGCGUCCCCCGGCCCGGCCCCGGGUACCCCAUCCAGGCCCGCGGAGGCCGACCGUCUCGGCCGGCCCCAGGACAGCCCGGCCACUGUACUAAGCCCCAGACUGGCCGGGACGGACAGCCCGGCUACCCCGCUCAGCCCCGAAUUGGCCGGGACGGCCAGCCCGGCCGGCGGCGUCAGCCCCGGGUUGGCGGCCGAGGAACCGCUGGGCGCCCUGGACCCCUCAGACAUCUUCUACUGCCUCACGGCGGCCACCAGACUGGUGCUUGAGAGACGCCCGGCCGGUGGGGCCGAGGCCGGGCCGCCCCCCGUCACCUACGACUCCAUCGGGGGCCUGGGCCCCCAGUUGCAGGAGAUCCGGGAGCUCAUCGAACUCCCCCUACAGCAGCCACAACUGUUCCAUCGCUUCGGCAUCCCCCCUCCGAGAGGCGUGCUGCUCUACGGCCCCCCUGGAACGGGAAAGACCAUGAUCGCCAGAGCGCUGGCCUCGCAAGCCGGGGCCCACAUGGCCGUCAUCAACGGGCCCGAAAUCAUCAGCAAGUUCUACGGGGAGACCGAAGCCAGGCUGCGAGAGAUAUUUGCCGAAGCAACCCUCAGGAGCCCGUCCAUCGUGUUCAUCGACGAGCUGGACGCCCUCUGCCCCAAGAGAGAAAAGGCGCAGAACGAAGUGGAGAAGAGAGUGGUGGCCUCGCUCCUCACGCUCAUGGACGGGAUCGGCUCCGAGGGGAGCCUGGGCCGCGUGCUGGUCCUCGGGGCCACCAACCGUCCGCAGGCCCUGGACCCGGCCCUGCGCCGGCCCGGCCGCUUCGACAAGGAGCUGGAGAUCGGGGUCCCCUCGGCGCCGGCCCGGCUGGACAUCCUGCGGAAGCUGCUGCGGCCCGUCCCCCACGCCCUGUCCCCGGACCAGCUGGCCCGCCUGGCCGACGCCGCCCACGGCUACGUGGGAGCCGACCUCAAGGCCCUCUGCGACCAAGCAGGCUUGCAGGCCCUGCGUCGGGCACUGAGGGAGACGCCGGACACCCCGGACCGGGCCCUGGCCAGCUCGGUGCGCGUGACCUUCGGCGACUUCCAGCGGGGGAUGCGGGACGUGAGGCCCAGCGCCAUGCGGGAGGUCGCCGUCGACGUGCCAAAGGUGUCCUGGGCGGACAUUGGAGGGCUGGCGGACGUCAAAGUGAAGCUGCAGCAGGCGGUGGAGUGGCCGCUGAAGCACCCGGAGGCCUUUGCCACCAUGGGCAUCGAGCCCCCCAAGGGCAUCCUCCUCUACGGCCCCCCAGGCUGCUGCAAGACCAUGAUCGCCAAGGCCCUGGCCAACGAGAGCCGCCUCAACUUCCUGGUGGUCAAGGGUCCCGAGCUGAUGAGCAAAUACGUGGGCGAAUCGGAGCGGGCCGUCAGAGAGAUCUUCAGGAAGGCCAGAGCUGUGGCUCCCGCGAUCAUUUUCUUCGACGAGCUGGACGCCCUGGCCGUUGAACGGGGCAGCUCUUCGGGGGCCGGCAACGUGGCAGACCGUGUGGUGGCCCAGCUGCUGACGGAAAUGGACGGCGUGGAGCAGCUGACCGGCGUCACCAUCCUGGCGGCCACCAACCGCCCGGACCGGAUCGAUAAGGCCCUGCUCCGCCCCGGGCGCAUCGACCGGAUCAUCUACGUGCCCCUCCCCGACGCGGGCACCCGACGGGAGGUGCUGGCCCUGCAGCUCCGCUCCAUGCCCGUCGGGCAAGACGUAAGCCCCGACCACCUGCUGCAGCGCACGGACGGCUACUCGGGAGCCGAGAUCGCAGCUGUCUGCAGGGAGGCGGCCCUGCUGGCUCUACAGGAAGACCUCCAGGCUCAGUCCAUCAUGGGAAGGCACUUUGACCAGGCCCUGGACAUCGUGACGCCCAGGAUCCCCGCCUCGCUCAAGCAGUUUUACGCCGAUUACCAAAACACGUGUGGACUGCAUGCCCUCUGAGCGGACAUCCUCUCCUCCACCCUGCCCGGUGACGACGAAUCCGCCUGGAACUGGCCGUCCGGGGGACGCGGGAGGGCCCUUGGACAGCAGUGUUGGCGUGGAGGAGAGGGUCAGACUGGACAAUAAAUAAUGAUA
This is a messenger RNA of Tachyglossus aculeatus (Australian echidna), 2646 nucleotides long. It is a transcript of the gene AFG2A, whose product is annotated as spermatogenesis associated 5. The transcript is spliced from 16 exons. The record is from RefSeq and is a predicted model, not a curated record. Gene Ontology annotation, cellular component: cytoplasm. The annotation marks the transcript as partial. Lineage: Eukaryota; Metazoa; Chordata; Mammalia; Monotremata; Tachyglossidae. Gene Ontology annotation, molecular function: ATP binding; ATP hydrolysis activity.